This is a messenger RNA of Helianthus annuus (common sunflower), 1443 nucleotides long. RefSeq lists its product as uncharacterized. Bases 1 to 1443 code for a protein of 480 amino acids. Gene Ontology annotation, molecular function: catalytic activity. The record is from RefSeq and is a predicted model, not a curated record. NCBI's taxonomy places the organism in Eukaryota, Viridiplantae, Streptophyta, Magnoliopsida, Asterales, Asteraceae. The transcript has a single exon.
AUGGAGUGGAUUCGUGGUCUGAAGACUGCCUAUGGGGUUCAUUUUUUAGCCAUUCAAGAGACCAAGCUUCAAGAUUCGGAUAGUUUUAUGUUUAAUAAUUUCUGGGGUCGGGCUAUAUUUAAUUCUGCGGUUGUUAAUUCACAAGGGAGAUCUAGUGGAUUGGCUUGUUUAUGGUGGCCAUCAAUAUUCAGAUGUGAUAAUGUGAUUCGUAAUAGACAUUUUAUUGUAGUUUCGGGGUCUCUGGUUAAUUCUAAUUGCAGAAUGAAUUUUAUGAAUGUUUAUGCUCCAAAUGAGGCGACUAGGCGGCGUGAACUGUGGUUAGAGAUUCUGGAAAUUAAAAAUUCAUUACAAGGGCUGUGGAUCCUGAUGGGGGAUUUUAAUGAAGUGAGGAACGAUUCUAAAAGAAUGAAUUCGGAGUUCAAUGAAGCGAAUGCUGAUGCGUUUAAUCAUUUUAUUUUAGCUGCUGGCUUAGAAGAAUAUAACAUGGGAGGGGGAAGGUUCACCUAUAUAUCAGACAAUGGUAAAAAAAAAUUAAGUAAACUCGACCGGUUUUUGGUGUGUCUUGGUUUGAAGGAGAAUUGGCCGAGUGCAACGGUACUGGCUCUGGAUAGAGAUAUGUCUGAUCAUCGGCCAAUAAUCCUGUCGACAGUUCAGUCGGAUUAUGGUCAUAUUCCAUUCAGAUUUUUUAAUUCCUGGUUCAAGUAUCCCGGAUUUCUUAAUUUUGUGUUGGAGCGAUGUAAAGAGUUCACUUUCUCAGGGCCUGCUGAUUCGGCUAUAGCUAUUAAAUUAAGGUGGAUUAAGAACAAUAUUAAAGAAUGGUUGAAAACGGAAAAAAUUAAGAGGGAACAUGAGUAUGGAGUUAAAAAGAAUCGACUGGCGAAUAUAGAAAGACUUGCAGAAGAGAUAAUAUUGCUAGUGGAGGAGUUAGAAGAAAGAGUGAUAUGCAGAAAUUAUGUAGCGGAAUAUGAUAGAAUUAAGCAUAUAGAUAUUCGACAGAAAUCUAGGAUGAGGUGGGCUUUGGAUGGGGAUGAAAAUUCUACCUUUUUUCAUAAUAUUAUAAAUUCGAAUAUCAGUUCUAAUCGUCUCAAUGGGCUUAUGAUAGAUGGUAUGUGGGUUACGAAUCCUCUUUUAGUUAAGGAAGCUUUGUUCAACUUUUUUCACAAGCAGUUCACGGAACCAAUGGUUAAUAGACCAAAGGUGGUUUGCCUAAACCUGGUUGCAAUUUCUGAUUCUGAGGCAGACUCAUUAAUAGCGCCGUUCUCAUUAAAUGAAGUCAAGGAUGCCGUAUGGGGAUGUGAAGGAGAUCGAGCUCCGGGACCGGAUGGGUUCAAUUUCCAGUUUAUAAAGAGAUGUUGGUCGGAUUUGCAGGAAGACUUCAUGAAGUUGUUCAAUCAAUUCCAUGCGGAUGGCUCGAUAAACAAACGUGUACAUCAUCAUUUAUAG